AUGCCUCAGCACGGAAGCCAUGUGGUACUUCUUCAAGCUGAGCGCCUGAGCGCGUUCCGGAGCGCUGAUCCAGAGGAGCACCCGAAGCCGGCGUCGGUGGCCAUGGACAUGGUGGUCGAGGCGCGGGGGUCGUUCAUGGCCGCCAACAUCAUGGCCGCCAUGGUGAGAGCCGAUCUCAGCAGCCGGCAGCUCUGGUGCAAGGUUCUCGCGACAGCGAGGCAUUACAUGCGGAAGAACCUCAUGCUGUUUGGUGAGUCCCCGGACGAACUCAAGGCCAAGGAUCGUCCUCACCGCACUUGGAGCAUGAACAAACUGCUGAAACCCAACGAGUGUUUCCUCAUGUACGAGACUUAA
This is a messenger RNA of Miscanthus lutarioriparius, 354 nucleotides long. NCBI's taxonomy places the organism in Eukaryota, Viridiplantae, Streptophyta, Magnoliopsida, Poales, Poaceae. The record is from the annotation of a GenBank genome assembly.